AUGACAUUAAAAUUGCAAAGGCUUGGCGAAGAUUUGAUUCAUGAGCAUAUCUGUGAGCGUUAUAUCGAGUUGGCUUCCAGGACCGAAUCUUUGAAGCAAGAUUUGGGUAUCUUUGAUAGGACUCGGUCAGAUAUAUCCAUCGAUAUAGAGCCACCACCGAGAACUUCAAAGAAGAGGACAAAGAAGAAGCUACCGCCUACGAUACUCGAUGACAGGUACAAUCUCACAGUCGAACAAUCCAUAACUUCUCUUCAUUCGAAUCGUGACAACAGUAACUCUACUACCGGCUACGUACUGUGGUCCACUACUCCAUUCUUUUUAAAAUGGCUACUCUACGAUCCGCAGGCUAUUUCGUUUAGACAAGGUGGUAUUGUUGAUGCUAAUGUCAUCUACGGUAUGCUGAAACCUUCGACGGGCAUUUUGGAGUUAGGUGGUGGAACAGCUGGCAUCAUGCCAGUGGUUCUUGGAAACUACGUCGGCACAUACAUUUGUACUGAUCAAAGAAGUCUUAUCAAUAGAAUGCAAUCAAACAUAAAAAAUAAUCUAUUGCAAUUGAACAAGAGACGUUGUGUGUCAAAGACAUUGGGUUUCGAACCACAAUUUGAUGACGAUGAACCUGCGGUAAACUUGGAGACGAUGCCUUUGGAUUGGGAAAAAUUCCAUCUAUCCCAUUCUACAACCCCUGCUGAACUGCAGCCACUAGCAAAAUGCUCUACAGUUUAUAUUGUUGCCAUGGAUGUGAUCUAUAAUGAUUACUUGAUUGAUCCAUUCUUGAGGACCCUGAGCCUACUCUUGAAAUUUUAUCAAAUAAAAAAAUACAAUACCCAUUGUCUCGUUGGCAUACAUUUAAGAGCUCAAGAGGUGGUCACAGAAUUCCUUGAAAAAGCAGUCCUAGAGUUUGAUCUGCCGUUCAGCUAUAUACAGAGCGAUUCGCUUGAUAGUUCAAGAUUUAGUCUAUAUUUCAUGUAA
This is a messenger RNA of Torulaspora delbrueckii, 969 nucleotides long. RefSeq names its product S-adenosylmethionine-dependent methyltransferase (gene RKM5). NCBI's taxonomy places the organism in Eukaryota, Fungi, Ascomycota, Saccharomycetes, Saccharomycetales, Saccharomycetaceae. The coding region runs from base 1 to 969 and encodes 322 amino acids. The transcript has a single exon. The record is from RefSeq and is a predicted model, not a curated record.